Molecule: messenger RNA, 11548 nt
Organism: Oryctolagus cuniculus (rabbit)
Lineage: Eukaryota; Metazoa; Chordata; Mammalia; Lagomorpha; Leporidae
Gene: XRN1
Product: 5'-3' exoribonuclease 1
Biological process (GO): rRNA catabolic process; nuclear-transcribed mRNA catabolic process
Cellular component (GO): nucleus
Molecular function (GO): RNA binding; 5'-3' RNA exonuclease activity
Source: RefSeq, a predicted model, not a curated record
CUGAAUAGUAAUCUCUUUGCAGAUAUUUGAUCUGCAGAUAUUUUUCCUUCAUUCCAUGGGGUGCCUUUUCACUCUAUUGAUACUGUCAUUUGAUGUUCAAGUGUUCUAUAUCUAUGUAGACCAAUUUUGUGUGUUUAGUCCACUUUAUCUACUUGUUUUGUUACCUGUACCUUUAGUAACACAUCUAAUCAUGCCAAAUUCAAUGCCAUAGGUUUUUCUCUUGUGUUUUAUUUAAGAAUUUCUCAGUUUUGACUUUUACAUUUAGAUAUUUGAUCUUUUUGAGUUAACUGUUGUGUAUAGUAUAUCUUUUUUUAAGAUUUAUUUAUUCAAAAUGCGGAGUGACAGAAGGAGAGACAGAGAGAGAGAUCUUUUAACCCCUGGUUCAUUUCCCAAACGACUGCAAUAACCAGGGGUGGGCCAGGACAAAGCCAGGAACCAGGAACUCCAUCCUGGUCUCUCAUGUGGGUGGCAGAGACCCAAGUACUUGAGCCAUCUUCUGCUGCUUUCCCUGGUUUAUUAGCAGGAAGCUGUAUUGCAAGCAGAGCAACGAGGGCUUGAACUGGCACUCUGAUACCAGCUGCUGGCAUUGCAGGCAAUGACUUAACCCAGUGCACCACAACUGUGGCCCCUCCAGCGUCCUUUAAACUUUUGCAUACGGAUAUUCGAUUUUCCUGGCACCAGUAGUGAAAACAUUAUCUUUCCCCACUAAAUGUCUUAGCAGUUCUGUUGAAAAUGGUUUGACUAUAUAUGCAAUGUUUGGUUUCUGGGUUGUCCAUUUUAUUCUAAUAGUAUAUGUGUCUAUGAUUAUGACAUCAGUGUUACGAUUAUUGCUUUGCAGUAAGUUUUUUAAAAAAGAUAUAUUUAUUUAUUUUUGAAAGAAUUAGAGGGAGAGACAGAAAUCUUCCAUCUGAUGGUUCAAUCCCCUGAUGGGUGCAAGGGCUAGCUCUGGGCCAGGCUGGAGCCAGGAGCUUCAUCCGAGUUUCCCGUGUAGGUGGCCAGGGCCCAGACACUUGCGCCAUCUUCUGUUGCUUUUCCCAGGUCAUUAGCAGGGAGCUGAAUCAAAAGUGGAGCAGUGUCCAUAUGGGAUAUUGACAUUGCAGGCAGUCACUUAAUCUGCUAAGCCACAACACUGACCCCUGUAGUACGUUUUAAAAUCAGAAGAGACCUCCAGCUUAGUUCUACUUUUUAAAGACUGUUUAGGUGUUCAGGGUGUCUUGGAGUUCCAUAUGAUUUUUAGAAUGAGUUUUUCUGUUGUUGAAAAAAACAUCAUUGAGGUUUUGAUAGGGAUAGUAUUGAAUCUGUAGAUCCCUUUGAGCAGUAUUUUUAUAUUAUUUAGUGUAUAGUCUUGGCUCCUGAGUCAGGUUUAUUUCUGAGUAUUUUAUUCUUUUAGAUACAGUUAUAAAUGGGAGUAUUUUCUUAUUCUUUUUGGGAAUGUUCUUUGAAAAUAUAUAAAAACACAGAUUGUUUUUGCAUAUUUAUCUUGGACCCUCCAGCUAUGCUAAAUUCAUUUUUUAGCUCUAAGUAGUUUUUCUGUGGAUUCUAUAGAAUUUUCUAUAUAUAUAGGAUCGUGCCAUCUGUAAGUUGAGAUCGUUUUACUCUUCCUUUCCAAUUUUGAUGCCUUUUCUUUCUUUUUCUUGCCUACUUGCUCUGACUAGGACUUCCAGAAGUGAUGAGUAGCUGUGGUAAAGUGUACACACUUGUCUUGUCCCUGAUGCUAGGAGGAGAGUUUUCAGUCUUUCGUUGAUGAUUAUGAUGUUAGCUAUCGGUCUUCACAAGUGCCCUUUAUCAGACUAAGGAAAUUUCUUUCUAUUCCUAGUUUGAUGAAUAUUUUUCUUAAAAGAGUGUUGAAGAUUGGCAAAUGCCUCUUUUCCAAAAUGAUAGUGUGGGGUUUUCUUCCCCUUCGUUCUAUUAAUGGGUUAUAUUUUUCUUAUGUUGAAAUACUCUUACAUUCCUGAGAUAAAUCCCUCUUGUGAGUGGUGUGUAAUUUGUAUAAUGUGCUAUUGUCUCCUUAAAUUCUUUUUUUUUUUUUUAAUUUUUUUUAUUCAAUUGAAAGGCAAGUUACAGACAGAAGGAGAGACAGAGGGAGAGAUCCUCCAUCCACUAGUUCAUUCUUCAAAUGGCUGCAAUGGCCAGGGCUCAGCCAGGCCGGAGCCAGGAGCCAGAAGCUUCCUCUGGGUCUGCCAUGUGGUUGCAGGGGCCCAAACACCUGGGCCAUCCUCUGCUUUCCCAAGUGCAUCAGCAGGGAGCUGGAUGGGAAGUGGAGCAGCCCAGACUAGAAUUGGCACCCUGAUGGGAUGCUGGCACUGCAGGCUGUGGCUUUAACCUGCUGUGCCACAGUGACCCCUUGUCCCCUUAAAUUCUUACUUGUAGAUUUGGAGUAGAAGCCAACAGCUAAGAAUGUAGAACCCUCUACCAAUCCAGGGAGAGAUAAGAGGAAGAAGUGAUACUGCCUUACCUUUGUAGCAGUGGACUAUAUUUCAACAAAUAUAAAAGGUGUGUGCACCAGAAGAAACCACAUUUCACCUCCUACACUUGUCGUUAAUGAGAGAGUAUAUUGACUAUGAAUUUUCAGCAUUAAAAGAAAAGAUCACAUUUAAAUAUGACAUUGAAAGAAUUAUAGAUGAUUGGAUUUUGAUGGGAUUUCUUGUUGGCAAUGAUUUUAUCCCUCAUCUACCUCAUUUACAUAUUAAUCAUGAUGCACUGCCUCUUCUUUAUGGAACAUAUAUUACCAUCCUGCCAGAACUUGGGGGUUAUAUUAAUGAAAGUGGGCAUCUCAACUUACCUCGAUUUGAAAAAUACCUUGUGAAACUAUCAGAUUUUGAUCGGGAGCACUUCAGUGAAGUUUUUGUGGACCUAAAGUGGUUUGAAAGCAAAGUUGGUAACAAGUACCUAAAUGAAGCAGCGGGUAUUGCAGCAGAAGAAGCCAAGAACUAUAAGGAAAAGAAAAAAUCAAAGGGCCAAGAAAACUCUAUAUGUUGGGCUGCUUUAGACAAAAAUGAAGUAGUAACUUCUAAGGAUAAUUUAGAAGAUGAGACUGAAGAUGAUGACCUAUUUGAAACCGAAUUUAGACAAUAUAAAAGAACAUAUUACAUGACGAAGAUGGGAGUUGAUGUAGUGUCUGAUGACUUUCUGGCUGAUCAAGCUGCAUGUUAUGUUCAGGCAAUACAGUGGAUUUUGCACUAUUACUAUCAUGGAGUUCAGUCCUGGAGCUGGUAUUAUCCUUAUCAUUAUGCACCUUUCCUAUCUGAUAUCCGAAAUAUUAGUACACUCAAAAUCCAUUUUGAACUUGGAAAACCUUUUAAGCCAUUUGAACAGCUUCUUGCUGUACUUCCAGCAGCUAGCAAAAACUUGCUUCCUGCAUGUUACCAGCAUUUGAUGACCAGUGAAGACUCACCAAUUAUAGAAUAUUAUCCACCUGAUUUUAAAACAGACCUAAAUGGGAAACAACAGGAAUGGGAAGCUGUGGUAUUAAUACCUUUUAUUGAUGAGAAGCGAUUGUUGGAAGCAAUGGAAGCUUGUAAUCACUCCCUCAAAAAGGAAGAGAGGAAAAGAAACCAACAUAGCGAGUGCCUAAUGUGUUGGUAUGAUGGAGAAACAGAGUUCACCUACCCCUCUCCAUGGCCAGAAAAGUUUCCUGCCAUAGAACGAUGUUGUGCAAGGUACAAAAUAAUAUCAUUAGAUGCUUGGCGUGUAGACAUAAAUAAGAACAAAAUAACCAAGGUUGACCAGAAAGCAUUGUAUUUCUGUGGAUUUCCUUCUCUGAAACACAUCAAACACAAUUUUUUUUUGAAGAAAAGUGGUGUUCAAGUGUUCCAGCAAAGCAGUCGUGGUGAAAACAUGAUGUUGGAAAUCUUAAUGAAUACAGGCUCAGAUGAACUUAGUAUAGAAAAUGUAGCUUCAUCUGUACUUGGAAAGUCUGUCUUUGUUAAUUGGCCUCACCUUGAAGAAGCUAGAGUUGUGGCUGUAUCAGAUGGAGAAACUAAGUUUUACUUGGAAGAACCUCCAGGAACGCAGAAACUUUAUUUGGGAAGAACUGCCCCACCGUCUAAAGUGGUCCAUCUUGGGGAUAAAGAACAAUCUAACUGGGCAAAAGAAGUACAAGGAAUUUCAGAACACUACUUGAGAAGAAAAGGAAUAAUAAUAAAUGAAACAUCUGCAGUUGUGUAUGCUCAGUUACUCACGGGUCGUAAAUAUCAAAUAAAUCAAAAUGGUGAAGUUCGUCUAGAAAAACAAUGGUCAAAACAAGUUCUUCCUUUUGUUUAUCAAACUAUUGUCAAGGACAUCCGAGCUUUUGACUCCCGUUUCUCCAGUAUCAAAACAUUGGAUGAUUUGUUUCCUCCUAGAAGUAUGGUCUUUAUGCUGGGAACCCCCUAUUAUGGCUGCACUGGAGAAGUUCAGGAUUCAAGUGAUGUGAUUACAGAAGGUAGGAUUCGUGUGGUUUUCAGCAUUCCAUGUGAACCCAAUCUUGAUGCUUUAAUACAAAACCAGCAUAAAUAUUCUAUAAAGUACAACCCAGGAUAUGUGUUGGCCAGUCGCCUUGGAGUGAGUGGAUACCUUGUUUCAAGGUUUACAGGAAGUAUUUUUAUUGGAAGAGGAUCUAGGAGAAACCCUCAUGGAGACCAUAAAGCAAAUGUGGGUUUGAAUCUCAAAUUCAACAAAAAGAAUGAGGAGGUCCCUGGAUAUACUAAGAAAGUUGGAAGUGAAUGGAUGUAUUCAUCUGCAGCAGAACAACUUCUUGCAGAAUACUUAGAGAGAGCUCCAGAACUAUUUAGUUAUAUAGCCAAAAAUAGCCAAGAGGAUGUAUUCUAUGAAGAUGACAUUUGGCCUGGAGAAAAUGAGAAUGGUGCUGAGAAAGUCCAGGAAAUUACGACUUGGCUAAAAGGACAUCCUGUCAGUACUUUGUCUCGUUCUUCAUGUGAUUUACAAAUUCUGGAUGCAGCAAUUGUUGAGAAAAUUGAGGAAGAAGUUGAAAAGUGCAAGCAAAGAAAGAAUAAUAAGAAGGUUCGAGUGACAGUAAAGCCCCAUUUGCUGUACAGACCUUUGGAACAGCAACAUGGAGUCAUUCCUGAUCGAGAUGCAGAAUUUCGUCUCUUUGACCGUGUUGUAAAUGUGAGAGAGAACUUUUCAGUUCCAGUUGGCCUUCGGGGCACCAUCAUAGGAAUUAAAGGGGCUAAUAGAGAAGCUGAUGUACUAUUUGAAGUAUUAUUUGAUGAAGAAUUUCCUGGAGGCUUAACAAUAAGGUGCUCACCUGGAAGAGGUUAUCGAUUGCCAACAAGUGCCUUGGUGAACCUUUCUCAUGGAAGUCGCCCUGAAAGUGGAAAUCAGAAAUUGACAGCCAUUGUGAAACCACAGCCAGCUGUGAAUCCCUGUAGCUCCAACUCGUUAAUUUCCUCUGGACAUAUGGGCGGCCUCAACCAUUCCCCUCAGUCACUUUUUGUUCCUACUCAAGUACCUGUUAAAGAUGAUGAUGAAUUUUGCAAUAUUUGGCAGUCCUUACAGGCAUCUGGAAAGCUUCAACACUUUCAGCCAACUACACAAGAUAAGGGUGCAGUUCUACCUCAAGAAAUUAAUCAAGUAACUCAACAACAUAAAUCUGGCUUAAGUGACAACAGCGUUAAAUACCAGCAAAGAAAACAUGACCCUCACAGAAAAUUUAAAGAAGAGUGUAAGAGUCCUAAAGUUGAGUGUCGGUCACAAAAAAUGUCCAAUAAGCAGACUUUUGGAGGGCCUGCCAAAUGUAAUAUUAAGCUAUUGAAGAGAAAUGAAAGUCCAGAAGUCUCAGAAACCCAAAAGGUUGUGACUGGUUAUCCAAAUCCUAUUGAUAAGCCUAACUCUGGAAUGGAGAACAUUUUAGCAUCCUUGACUAUCUCCAAAGAAAAUGAAGUCUCGUCAGCUCAUCAUGGAGAGCCUCUAAAUGAAGAGCAUUUGUCCCCACAGUCAUUUGCUAUGAAGGGAACAAAGAUGCUUAAAGAAAUACUAAAAAUUGAUGGAUCCGACACUGUGGACCGUAAGAAUGAGAUGAAAAAAUCUGGUGAUGAAGUCACUGUUUCUUCUAAUAGAAAAGAUGAAUAUGGACUGGCCUCACAGCCUAAACAAAAUAAGAAAUUAUCAUCUUAUAUGAAUAAGCCUCACAGUGUUAAUGAGUACCAUAAUGUUCAGUCUAUGGACAAUGUGUGUUGGCCUGCUCCCAGCCAGAUUCCUCCUUUGUCUACACCGGUAACUGAACUUUGUCGAAUUUGUUCACUUGUUGGAAUGCCACAACCAGAUUUCUCCUUUCUUCGAACACCACAGACCAUGACAGUUUGCCAGGUAAAGUUAUCUAAUGGCCUACUGGUACAUGGGCCACAGUGCCACUCUGAAAAUGAAGCCAAGGAAAAAGCUGCACUUUUUGCUUUACAACAGUUGGGCUCCUUAGUGAACUUCCCUUUGUCUCCACCAAUAUUUCCAAAUUAUCCUUCUGCUGUAACGCCUGGAACCAUUCCUCCAGUCUUUCCCCAACCUACUGGCUGGGAUCACUAUGGAAGCAACUUAGCAUUGGGGGCAGCUAACAUAAUGCCUCCAUCUCAUCUCUUCGGCUCAAUGCCGUGGGGACCACCAGUACCAGUUCCUGGGAAGCCCUUCCAUCAUCCUCCAUAUUCUGGGACCAUGCCCAUGGCUGGAGUGAUGCCAGGUGGUGUGCAUAAUCAGUUCAUACCUCUGCAGGUUACCAAAAAAAGGGUUGCAAACAAAAAGAUCAUUGAGAAUAAGGAGGCCCAGAGUUCUUCUCAAACCACUCCAGCUAAGACUAACCAGCCAGGAUCUCCUGAUGGCCCCAAAGGGAGUCUGCAGGACCGCCCAUCGGCUUCCCUAAAGCCCUCUGAGACUGCGCCGCCUUCGUCUUCUAUUCAAGUUGAAGCUGCCUCUCAGGGCCAUGGUGCGUCUCACCGUAAGUCAGCACCAAGUUCUUCAAGAAGAAAAUCAAGAAAACUGGCUGUCAAUUUUGGCAUUUCUAAACCUUCUGAAUAAAUUUGGUACUUGGAAUUCAAUUAAUUUGUUUAUUUUGCAUCACCUUUUUUACAGGUCCAUAUCCAUGUCUCAUAAAAAAUGAGCAUACUACUAUUUUAAAAUAAUAGGUUUAAAGUGAGAAGUUUUCCUUUUUAAGAUGCCAGGCACUUUUCAUGCUAUUUAAAGGUUAAAUAUCAGAUUGUGCACUUUAAAUAUGUGCAGUUUGUUGUGCAUCAGUUAUGCCUCAAUAAAGCUGUAAAAAAAAAAAAAAAACUAAAUUAAACCUUGUGCUAAAAUAGUAUGAGUGGGCUAAGCAUUAAAAUGUACCACUCUAACCACUGGCCUCCUCGUUAGAAAUAUCCCCAACUAUGAAUUAGACACCCUUUUAGCAAUAAUAGUAAAACUUUGUUUUACAUUAUCAUUGGGGUAUAAUUAAUUGGAGCAUGAAAAUUGAGCCUCAAGUAUGAUUUACUAAACGUAAGGAUUCUUUUUCUCUUUUUAAUGAUGUAACAAAAUGAAUCAAGAGAAUGGCUCUUCUGUAUGUGUAUUUUAACUUCUAUUCUCUGUCCCUGAGGGGCCUGUGAAAUGAUCACACUUGUUGUGGUGCUGCCAGUUUUGCUUUAUUCUCAAUUUUGUACCAAAGCAACUUUAGAUUACUGAUCAGAAGAAUAUUUCAUUUAAUUGUUAAGAAACAUAAAUAGCAAUCUAGAUUUGAGUUAGUACUUUAAAAGUUUUCUAGAUUAUUCAAGAACCAGCAUUAGUAAUUUCUAAUAAAAUUGUUUCAAAAUCUACAGGGUACAGUUACUACAGAUUUAUCUUCUAUAGAAUAAAGAACAAAAUAUGAAUCACGUUGUUACUAUUUUGUGUAGCUUUUGAUCUGCUUACUUAACAUACGUGAGAGCUCCAGUGUUGGUCCAUGUGUAAUGCUUCUUGGGAGUGAUGGAAUUCAAUUUUUUUUAAGUCUAAGGUGUGCUGUGAUACAGGCACAAUCCGUUUGUGAUGUACAUUAUUUACUGCCUGUCUCAUUGGAGUUCUGUAAUUUUAGCUUUAUGCGAACUGUUCAUUGAUGCUGGUGUUUCGUCUUUGCAUGUCAUGUGGAGGUGUGUUGGUCAUAUUAUAACUGUUGAAAUUAUUUUAGAAAAUGUCUCAGUGGUACCAGGGCCUGGGUUUUUAUAGAUAUAUAUAUGUAUAUGUGUGUAUAAUAUAUAUAUUUAUCCUUUAGUUUUUGUGAUAUGCUUAUAUUUUUAAAGAAGUAAGUUAUACUUUUUUAAAGAACCACAAUCUUUAUAUGGAGCUGCUUAUGAUUAUAUCUGAUUUCAUUUAGCACAUUGAAAGCUUUGCCAUGAGUCUCAGUCUGCUUGUUUUUUUAAAUGCUGGUAUUCCUUUCUCUAAUUGCUGGUUCCAGAGUUUCUCUAGCUAUGAGGAGCAUAUUUGUAUUUUAGUAGUGCCUUUUGUAUAAGUGAUAAAUGGUAUUUAUUCAUCAUUUAUUGUAGUCAUGUGGGUUUCUAUGACUUUGUUUUCUAAUAAUUUCCUAAGUUCAGAUGUUCAUCAGUUCCCACAUUUCCUUGUUUGUUUAUCUACAGUGGGAUCUUAGUAAUGAGCUCAAGUAAUUCUCAGUGUUUAUCUUUAUUGCCUCACAAAUUCUCUGUUUUAAGGGGAAGGGAUUACAAGGAAAAGUUAAAUUGUGACAGUAAUGUUCUGUUAGCCUCUUACUACUUUAAAGUGUGGGAUAUUUUUCUCCUGACUUAACUGUGUGAACUCUAGCAUUCAAGGACUGCCUCAUUCAUCACGCCAGUGAGAGAGUUCUAUAAACCGUGUUCUGCCCACAUCUGUUACAGAACACAGAGGAAGGAUCAUGGGCCAUCUUUGGAAAGCUCAAGAGUAGGUUGACUAAACAUCAUGCCACUGAGCCCAUAAAGACACUUGUCCAAUGUUUGAGUACAACCAGCUGAUAAUUCUAUAUGGAUAGGCAGUAAAAGUGUUUUCUUUUCCUUUCUUCCCUUUUUCUUUUUAGAAAAAGCAUGUUGUUCUAGCAGUCAAGAUUGAAAAGGAGAGAACUCCAUAAUGACUACAUAGUGGUCAGUCAUUCCCUGUUCUUUUAUCCUCAUAGCCCUGUUCCAAGUGUGGGCCCCAGAUCACGGCGCAUGCGCCCCCUAUGAAGGACAUGGAGGAAAGGGCAUGGUUCCCUCAGGAUGACCUGGAGACUGGAUCCACUGGUAGUCAUGCCUGGGGGAGUCCACUACACCUCUGAGAAACAGCUGGACUUUGGAAAACUUACAGUUUUUCUCUUUGGGCGAGGCAGACUAAAACCAUCCCCCAGAGUUUAAAAAUAUGCUCAUUCAGCUGUUUACUUAGGAGAACUUUCUGUGUAAAUGAUGGCCUGUAGGGUACAGAAGGAAAGAUUCCCCAGAUUACUCCGUGCUUCCACGUAACCAGAGUACUAAAAUCUACUGAAGCCUUCUUCACGCUGAAACAUUAUUUCUAAAUGUUCUUGUUCAAUACUUUUUUUUUUUUUUGGACCAAAUUAAGUGGAUUUUGAAGAGUGACCCUUCCGGUCUCUUUCCUUUUCACAACUUCCUCCAUUACCUGGUCCUAACCUCAGUUUUACAAUAUGAUAAAUAUAAUGUGUUAAUUGUUUUAGAUAUCAUACAGACUGAAGUCUUAAACAUCUAAGACUCAAUUGCAUGAAAUUAAAUUGACUUCAGUUGAACCUGGAUUUCAAUUUAAGAUUUUAUCUUUCAAAGGGGUACAUAGCAAAGAUCAGAAUUUGUUUUUCCUAAUAAUGGGAGGGAUGAGGAACUGUUAAUGCAAGGUUUUCAUAAUUUCUUUAUUUUUCUUUGAUCUGAUAUUUGCUUUGGCUUUAGACUCCUUCCAAAUUAAUCUAGGUUCUUGUUUUUAAGAGGAGGAGGCAAAAACAGGGAGGCAGUUGGAAGAAGGAAAUCGGUUAAAUUUGUAUCACUCGCCAUUUCCAUACCGGCUAUGUGGCUUCUUCCGUUAUGGGAGUGAGGUGCAGCCGCGCCCAUCUCCUCCGAAGUUAGUCCUAACAUGCUCCUCCCAGUUUCCAGAGCAUCUUUCUUAACGCAACUCUGCACAGUUCCAGCUUUUCGAGGCCGCUUUAUUUCUUAGUGCCAUGUUGCUUCCAUGCUGUGUUUUUACUGCAGAAGAGAAUGAAUUUAUUGGAGAGAAAUUGCUCAGCAAAGCAUUCUCUUAGAACCACGUAUCACAGAAGUCCACUUGUUGUUUUUCUAGAGAUAGUGAGAGUACUCUAACUGGCAGUGUACCUGACGUCCGUUUUGUAAGCUUUGCCAGUGAAACGGUCUUUUUUGCAGGAGACUCCUUUCCUAGUCAGGCUAAAGCUUAAACUGCCAGAAAUGAAUGUUUUUCCACCUGACUUGAUUAUAUUUCCAUCAGACGUCCUCGUAUUCUACCAGGGAGCAGUAAACAGUAUUGAAAUAGACAGCGUCAGAUCUCCAGCAGAGGAAUCAGGCAGAUCAUCGUGUUUCACUGUUCGCUUACAGAGUUAAGGACUCAGACGUCACAGAUUCUUCUUAGAGAAUCGGAGGGGAAACAUGCAUAAAAUAGCUGUAGUCAAGAAUGUCAGCUUCCACAGCUUCGUGUGUGCGUGCGUGUGUGUGCGUGUGCGUGUGUGUCAGCCAGUCUCAAGGCCUUGCUCAGUCAGUGCAUUCAGCCAUCUCAAGUGCAAUUUCUGAAGGAAACUGUGGUUUCCAACAGAUAUAUUUUUUACAUAGCUUAACCUAUGAAAGUUCAUUUUUUUUCCAGCAUUACACUCAUUGCUAUUGAUCGUUUCAAUAUAUUUGGUAUACUAUUAAAUUGCCCAGGCCAAAUAAUUUUCUGUAGCUGUUUUAGUAAUUUGGAGCCAAAUUCUCAUUUGUUUCUCCUGAAAAAAUUGGAGUGAGAAUUGAGGCCACAGUUUGUUGUAAGUCCUUUGAUUUCUUUCUUUUCUUUCUUUUUCCUUACAAUGAAGGGUUUUUCUGUGUAGUUUUGAUUUUGGUUUCUUUAAAAUUUUGGGGGCAAAAAGAGGGCCUCAAGUAUCAUAUAUUUUCUUUUGCCUGCGCCCAGUUGCUUCUUUGAGUGUUUUCAUCUAUUUGGAUGUAUAGUAAUAGAUGGCGUGCUGUGUCACCAACGUGUUCAACAUUUUGUUCAUUUAAAUACUAUAAUUAGGUGUCAUUCAUAUAUAUAUAUCUUAAUUCAUUUCUUUUCUCACAUAUAUAUUUUAUAAGUAACUGGAAUUUUUCAUUAGAUCUUAUACAGAGCAGUAUUUUAUUAAAAAUUCAAAAGGGAAGACUUUUAUGUGCUCAUUUUAUAGAUUUUGGUUUUUAAAUAUCUUUACAUUGUUUGUCUGCCAAUUAAAGUGUUUUAAUCUUGCAUUGCAAUGGACUCCGAAUGUAUUUUUGUGUUGUACAUUUGUAGAUUUCUAGCAUGAAGUUAGCCUCAACAUGCUGUGCUAAAGAAUUUUAAAAUAUGAGUCACUGAAAGUUUAAAACAUCUAUACAUGUUAAGUGCUGUAUGGAUUUUAAUUAAAGACUUGAGAAUGAUUUCAUAA